Haemonchus placei is the source of this 801-nucleotide messenger RNA. NCBI's taxonomy places the organism in Eukaryota, Metazoa, Nematoda, Chromadorea, Rhabditida, Trichostrongylidae. The record is from the annotation of a GenBank genome assembly.
AUGAUUCGAACUCGAGCAGUCACCACGUACUUCAUUAUCAACCUCGCUUUCGCCGAUCUGCUCACCGGAAUAUUUGCAAUUCCAUUCAAAUUUCAAGCAGCACUAUUUCAAGAAUGGUUCCUGCCGUCAUCAUUAUGUCAGAUCGUUCCUUACGCAGAAACGGUCUCCUUGUCGGUUUCGGUGUUCACUCUCACAGCAUCAGCUGUUCACGAAUUUCGAACCACGUUCUUUCCAAAGCAGGGUCGGCUGAACACCAGAAGUGCCAGGUCACUGGUGCUGCUGAUUUGGCUUGUAGCGGCUCUCGUCUCACUUCCGCAUGGUCUUUUUCACAGGGUUUAUCUGAUUCAAGAUGGUGACCUCAUUAUUUCACAGUGCCGACCUGUGUAUGCGGACGAGAAUUGGUGGAAAAUGUAUAACGUCUACCUGACUAUCAUACAUUAUUUCGUCCCAAUGAUCAUUCUUGACACAGCUUACACAAUGAUUGCUAUAAAGAUUUGGGGUUCAACCGUUAACAGCUCCGAACAGCAAACUUCUAACACUCAUGCCAACCUCAAUACGGAAAUCUCCAAUAGAAAGUUAAUGAAUAUGCUAAUGAUAGUUGUCGCUUGCUUUUCUCUAUGCUGGUUUCCACUCGAGACCUACUUACUGCUCAAUGAAAUUCGACCGGAAAUUAACGGAUGGAAGUACAUCAAUAUUUUAUUCUUCUGUUCACAUUGGCUCGCAAUGUCAAAUUCAUGCCUGAAUCCGAUUAUUUAUGGAUUAUUUAAUGUAAGUCCACUUUUGUACACAAUAGAUAUGUAG